AUGCAAGCUCUUCCAUAUAUUAUUCUUGGUAUUGCAUUAACACUUGGUGUCACAUUAAUUAUUGUCGGAUGUGUUACUGCUAAAAACGCAUUUGCACUUCUCGAAUUAAUUCCUGCAUGCGUUAUUUCAUUUUCAUACAUUUCAUACAUCAACAAAGAAGAUGAUUCAGAUGAUGACGUAAUUACAAAAGAUUUCCUCAUUUGGUUAUUAACAAUUGCUGUAGUUUCAAUUAUUGCACUUCCAUGCGUUUUAUACCACCUUGAAAAGAUUGGUAAGACCGUUUCAUUAAUUCUUGAUAUCAUUGGUUGCGUUGCUAUCUUUGCUGGCUGCAUUGUUGUCGCUUGCUUAGAUAGAGAAGAUGAUUUCACCAAAAUCUAA
Molecule: messenger RNA, 378 nt
Organism: Trichomonas vaginalis G3
Lineage: Eukaryota; Parabasalia; Trichomonadida; Trichomonadidae
Product: vacuolar protein sorting 55 family
Exons: 1
Coding region: 1-378 (125 amino acids)
Biological process (GO): late endosome to vacuole transport via multivesicular body sorting pathway
Cellular component (GO): endosome
Source: RefSeq, a predicted model, not a curated record